AUGCCUCUGUGUUCCGUCAAAGGUUGUAAUAGUGGAAGUCGCAGUAAAGCGUUCCAAAAAACUAUUCCCACUCCACGUCUCUUUAGCUUUCCUAAAGAUAAAGAGUUACAAAAGAGAUGGAUAGAUUUAUGUGGAAAAGGAGAUCAGAUAAAUGUUAAAGCUGCUAGGGUAUGUUCAUUACAUUUUGAAACCACAGAUUAUGUAAUACCACAAAUUCAAUUAGUCCUUGGUUAUUCUCCGAAGUGUCAACGUACGCUUAAACCAAACGCAGUACCCUCCAAACACCUGCAAACAUUUAAUAAAAGCCCAAAAUAUAGAAGUCCAAUUAUAAAAAAUUCUCCAUUUAAUGUUGAAACAUUAAGUUCUGAAGACACUCAAUCUCCUAUAAACAAAUGUCUGAAGUCCAGUCCAGCUUGUAGACGCACAUUAUUUGCAUCUAAUAAAGUAGAUGAUGAGACAGUUACGGAAGCAGAUAGUUACAGUACUACAAAUGAGGGUAGUGAUCAAACUGAAUUUUCAAUCUUACGAGAACAAUUACUUCAACAUAUACAAAGUUUGGAAGAAAUCAAAAAAGAAAACAAGUUUUUAAAGAAGUCUGUAGAAUUACAAAAGAGUGUAAUAAAUGCAAUCCCUAGUGAAGCUAAGAAGACCGAAGAGUUUGAGUUAAAGUCUUUUGUCAGGAAUGUUUACUACAACCCAAAUUAA
Acyrthosiphon pisum (pea aphid) is the source of this 705-nucleotide messenger RNA. RefSeq lists its product as uncharacterized. The transcript has 5 exons. Bases 1 to 705 code for a protein of 234 amino acids. The record is from RefSeq and is a predicted model, not a curated record. NCBI's taxonomy places the organism in Eukaryota, Metazoa, Arthropoda, Insecta, Hemiptera, Aphididae. Gene Ontology annotation, molecular function: sequence-specific DNA binding.